Molecule: messenger RNA, 3104 nt
Organism: Acanthochromis polyacanthus (spiny chromis)
Lineage: Eukaryota; Metazoa; Chordata; Actinopteri; Pomacentridae
Product: NACHT, LRR and PYD domains-containing protein 12-like
Exons: 10
Coding region: 165-3104 (979 amino acids)
Molecular function (GO): protein binding
Source: RefSeq, a predicted model, not a curated record
UUCAGAGACACGCAGGUAAUGUAAAUAUCACAGACCAGGAAAUAAUUUCAGUCGCCGUGUGGAAAGACACACGGACAAAGCGCAGUCUGUCUGUGGGAGAAACCCACUGAAGAACCUCUGUGACAUCUGGAGGCAGUGGACGCAGCGACACGCAGGGAGCCACGAUGACCUCAGAGAUGCUCUUGAACAUCCUGGAGGAUCUGGAUGAUGAUGAGCUCUCCAGAUUCCAUUGGUUCAUGCAGCAGCCCAACAAUGUCCAAGGCCUCCCAGCCAUCAGAAAGAGUCAGCUACAGACACUAGACAGGUGUAAAACUGUGGAUGUGAUGGUACAGACUUGCAAAGAUCAGGGAGCUGUGCAGAUGACCAGGGUGGUUUUACAGAAGAUCUCCAGGAAUGAUCUGCUGCAGAGGUUUCCUGCCAGCAGCUCAGGACCAGAAGUGCCUGUCAGUGAUGUUGGAGAACCUUCAGAGAGCAGAGAACCUUCCUCCUCUCAAACUCAGCCUCCUCUUCCUCAGACUGAAGAUGAGACUGUUCCGGAACCAGAACCACGUCCCAUCAGAUAUUACCAACAGAAGCUUCAGUCAAACUUCCAGGACACGUUUCUGGUCACAACAGAGGGGUGGGCAGCAGAUGAAGAGCGUCUGGUUGAUGUCUACACAGAGUUGUACAUCACAGCUGGCCGGGAUGUGCACGUCAACACACAACAUGAGGUAGUACAGAUUGACAAGGUGUGGAAGCCAUCAGACACAGAGACACAGAUCCAACCCAGAGACAUUUUCAAGCAUCCUUCUGGAAAAGACAUACCCGUCAGAACAGUGCUGACCAAUGGGAUUGCAGGGAUUGGAAAAACAUUCCUCGUGUGCAAGUUUGUGUUGGACUGGGCCGAAGAAAGAACCAAUCAAGACGUGCAUCUUAUUUUCCCGUUCACUUUCCGUGCUCUGAAUUCACUGCAGGGAAAAGAGUUUGGGUUGUCAGAGCUCAUUCAUGACCGUAUCCCAGAAACUAAAGACGUCACAGUGGAGGCUCUGAAUUACAUCUUUACAGCUCUGCAGUCCUCAGGAUCCAGCAGCUACCACAAGAGCAGAUUCAAACUGCUGUUUGUGUUUGAUGGACUGGACGAGAGUCGCCUUCAUCUGGACUUUGAUGUCAACAACAUUCCCUCCGUGGACGUAACAAAGUCAACGAAAAUAGAAAUCCUGCUGAGCGGACUAAUCAGUGGAAAACUGUUGCGCUCAGCUCGCCUCUGGAUAACCACACGACCUGCAGCAGCCAAUCAGAUCCCUCAAAACCUCGUCAACACUAUAACAGAGGUCAGAGGGUUCACCGACCCGCAGAAGGAGGAGUACUUCAGGAAGAGAUUCAAGGAGCAGGUCCGCAGCAUCAUCUUCCACAUGAGGAAGUCACGAAGCCUCCACAUCAUGUGCCACAUCCCAGUGUUCUGCUGGAUCACUGCUACAGUUCUGGAAGAGCUGCUGAGAACCAGAAAGGGAGGAGAUCUGCCCAGAACCCUGACUGAGAUGUACGCAGAGUUUCUAAGAUUUCAGAUUGAUCACACAAAAGAAAAGUACGGUUCAGAGAAUUGCAUUCAGUACAUAAAGUCAUUAGCAAAACUGGCUUUUGAACAGCUGCACAAGGGCAACCUGAUCUUCUGUGAGAAAGAUCUGAGAGAAAGUGGCAUCGAUCUGAGUGAAGCCUCAGUGUACUCAGGAGUGUUCACAGAGAUUUUCAAAGCAGAGCGAAGACGGAAAGAGAAAGACAAGAUGUUCAGCUUCAUCCAUCUGAGCGUUCAGGAGUUUCUGGCUGCUCUUCAUGUCCACGUGACCUUCAUCAACUCUAGAAUUAACCUGCUGGAAGAAGAACAACAAACAACCUCCUGGUGGUCAAAACUGUUCAGAGCCAAAGUUGAUCCAACAACAGUUUUCUACCAGAGAGCUGUGGACGAGGCUUUACAGAGUCCAAACGGCCACCUGGACUUGUUCCUGCGCUUCCUCCUGGGUCUGUCACUGCCGACCAAUCAGAAUCUCCUACGAGGCCUGCUGACACAGACAGGAAGUACACACAAUUUUGUCCACGUGUGUAGCUCACUGACCAGUCAGAAAACAGUGGAGUACAUCAAGAAGAAGAUCAGUGAGAAUGUGUCUGUAGAUAGAAGCAUCAAUCUGUUCCACUGUCUGAAUGAACUGAAGGAUGAUUCUCGCGUGGAGAAGAUCCAACAGUCCCUGAGAUCAGCAUAUCUGUACACAUAUGAAAUGUCUCCUGCUCAGUGGUCAGCUCUAGUCUUCAUCUUACUGUCAUCAGGAGAACAUCUGGAUGUGUUUGACCUGAAGAAAUACUCUGCUUCAGAAGAGGCUCUUCUGAGGCUGCUGCCAGUGGUCAAAGCCUCCAAGAAAGUUGUACUGAGUGGCUGUAAUCUGUCAGAGAGAAGCUGUGGAGCUCUGUCCUCAGUCCUCCGCUCCCAGUCCUCCAGUGUGACAGAGCUGGACCUGAGUAACAACAACCUGCAGGAUUCAGGAAUGGAGAGUCUUUCUGCUGGACUGGAGAGUCCACAUUGUAAACUGGAAGCUCUCAGACUGAGUGGCUGUAAUCUGUCAGAGAGAAGCUGUGGAGCUCUGUCCUCAGUCCUCAGCUCCCAGUCCUCCAGUGUGACAGAGCUGGACCUGAGUAACAACCUACAGGAUUCAGGAGUGAAGAGUCUUUCUGCUGGACUGGAGAGUCCACACUGUAAACUGGAAGCUCUCAGACUUAAUAACUGUAAUCUGUCAGAGAGAAGCUGUGGAGCUCUGUCCUCAGUCCUCAGCUCCCAGUCCUCCAGUGUGACAGAGCUGGACCUGACUCACAACAACCUGCAGGAUUCAGGAGUGGAGAGUCUUUCUGCUGGACUGGAGAGUCCACACUGUAAACUGGAAGCUCUCAGGCUGUCAGGCUGUCUGGUCACAGAGGAAGGCUGUGCUUCUCUGGCCUCAGCUCUGAGCUUGAAGACCUCAAAUCUGAGAGAGCUGGACCUGAGCUACAACCAUCCAGGAGACUCAGGAGAGAAGAUGCUGAGAGCUAAAGUGGAGGAUCCACACUGUAGACUGGAAACUCUCAGAGCAGCCCUAAAGUGA